This is a messenger RNA of Rotaria sp. Silwood2, 1566 nucleotides long. Lineage: Eukaryota; Metazoa; Rotifera; Eurotatoria; Philodinida; Philodinidae. The record is from the annotation of a GenBank genome assembly.
AUGUUUAUACUUAUCAAUUUAUUGUUUUUAUUAUUUACUCAACUUGUUCAAUGUCAAAAUCUAGCAGUUAAUUCAAUAGAUACGAAUAAUGGAACAUGUUCAUGUAAUUUAAACAAUGGUUCAUGUGAUGUAUCAUGUUGUUGUGACACUGACUGUUCGACAGAAGAUAUCAAAGCAUUUAAUUGUAAUCAAGUUAUAACAAAUGAAGUUACUAUUUCGAUUCCAGUAAAGCCUACGACACAAUCUACAUGUUUCAAAAAUGUACCAAUAUAUAAAUCAAAUUCACCAUAUAUUAUUGAAAAACAGGGUGAUAUUGUUUGUGUUAAUCAUGAUCAAGAUGACAAUGCAAAUGCUGCCUAUUAUCAACAACAAAUAAAUCAAAAAUUAGAUUCAACUACUUUUUCACGAUCAAUCAAUGUCGAUAAUAGUGUUUCGUCACCACUUGGAACACCAAUUGAACUAACUAGUUAUCAAGCAGGUACUUCGAUAUUCAGAUACAUUCCGACAAGUAAUAUAUCAAGUUAUUAUUCAUUACCAAUAAGUCUUUUCAAUAGUCAAACAUGUUCAGGUUUACAACCGAUAACUUAUAUGAAUGAUUUUACUUCGACAUGUGCUCAACCAGUAAAUGAACAAACAUGUCUUGAUGGACUCAGUGCUACGAAAUAUAUUAAUUCAUUUUGUCUUAUUACGAAUCCAGCAACUCUCACCAGUAAUAAUCGAAGUUAUGUUUGUUGUAGUGCAUCUAGUACUGCUGUUACAGAUUGGACUAAUCCUACAUGUUCAAAUGCUCUUCGAACUUUAACAAUGAUUAUUUACUAUUUAAAUCCAACUGGUAUAACUAAUUGUAGUAUUAUUUUGAAUACUACAACUGCAACAUCGGGUAACACAGUACCACAAACAUUUACUAUUCGUUUUAUUCAAAAUGGAUUGACAGAAACAAAAACAUCACGUAGUGGAAAUCCAGGUUAUUUACAAGGAUUUCCUAUUAUAGCUGGUACUUCAAAUGGAAGUUAUAUUACUCCAACUAAUGCCGAAAUUUGUCCAAACCAAACUGUUUUGCCAAAUAUUUUUAUGCCUUUCAAUUCUUUUAAUCUCUAUGUGGCUGUUGAUGGCAAUCCAAAUCCAUCAAACAUCUCUGGCUAUUGGCUACCUGUUACAUAUUGUAUAUUUGAAAUAGGAUCUUCCAAUGAACCUGUGUGUCAACAAGGCUCUAUUCCAAAUCCAUCUAUAGAUCAGUGUUAUACUCGACUAGACAUUCAAAUAGCUUAUGCUAACAUUGGUUCUGUUACUAAUCCACAACCUAUCCUUGGUGCAGUUGUAUUUCAUUACCAAAGUGUAGCUAAAACAUAUACAACAACAUUGACAACACCAUUACUAAUAAGUCAGAGUGUUACUUUUCAAGAUAUAUCGAAUACACCUGUUACACAAGGAGAUCAAUUACCACGACCUAAUGUUCGUCUACCAGGUGAUUUCUUCUAUCCAUUUACUCUAAAUGGAGCAAGACGUCUUAUUUUAUUUUCAUCGUUUUUUAAUCUUUUCAUCAUUUUUGUUUUAACUCUCAUGUAG